UCGUCUUCUUCUCUCCUCUUCCUAUUGACUUUCUCUGUCUCUCUCUUACGCCGGAGCUCGAUCUCUCUCAUAUGUCUCACUGUGGCGUCGCACUCAAGAUCUCUCCCUAUCUCCUCUCUGAUUCGCAAUCGAGGUCAUCGUUGCAUCAUAGAGCGUCGUCUUCCUUCUGGUUCCAGCGAGCGUCGCCUUCCUCUUGGUUCCAGAGAGCGUCGCUUUCCUCCUGGUUCCGUCUUCCUUGCCAUCUUCUUUGCCGUCUUCCUCAUUUUUCGUCACUGUCGUCAGCCUCUUCCUUCGAGUGGCAGUCCUAAUCUUGAACUUAAUUUGGGCAUAGCAACUCCAGGACAUGGUCUGAAAGAAAACAGGGGGAAACUCCAGUUCCCCUGGGUCCCUUACAGCAUGCAUACUGGAAGAACAAUGGUGGAAACCAAUGUUAAUUCGGUAAUUGGUAAUCUACAAAAAGGCUGGUUGCAACUGAAGAGCAUCCUUCUCCAUGGAAUGGCGUGAAUCCUAGUUUCUUUCCCAAUCAGCAAAAAUCUUUGUAUCCUGGCUUCAAAGGAAUGUUGAAAUAUAUGGCACGAGAGAGCUGAUAGGAUCAGCAUAGAUCAUUCCAAAGGACUACCCGGUUGGCCAUGGAAAAUGCACAACCAAAUCACUGCUACCCAAUUGCCUCCUUUCUCUGUUGCAGCAUCAUCAGGAUUCUCCAUCUCAGCUACAUUUCCAUCGAGUGCCAUCUUUCCGGCUGUAUCUGUGUACUAUGCAUACCAAAAAACAUGGAAGCCUUUUAAUCCAAUCCUUGGAGAGACCUAUGAAAUGGUUAACCAUGGUGGAAUCCUUGGUGCCACCUCCUACAAAGUUUAAUAACCUGAUAUUUGGAAGCAGCAUAAUAUAAGUUUAUCUAUUAUGAUUUAUGCAGUAGCUGAAAGCUUUCUUGUUGGAGAAUGUCUGUUGAAAUAGUGGGGUUCAUGCGGUUUUGUUUUAUGAUGCUUAAUUCAUUUUUCUCUUUUAAGGUCUUGGUAGUUUGAAUUGUUGGUCUCCAUUCUCCUCUUUUCUGUACAUGUUUUGGAGAGAAUGUUGUUAUAUAGUGUUAGGAUGCUAUGAUUGUUAUUGCUGGACUUUGUAUUUGUGUCUCGUAUACUUCAAAUAUAUAGUGGGAGUUUGUGGUUUA
Messenger RNA from Arachis stenosperma, 1165 nucleotides. RefSeq lists its product as uncharacterized. Lineage: Eukaryota; Viridiplantae; Streptophyta; Magnoliopsida; Fabales; Fabaceae. The annotation marks the transcript as partial. The transcript is spliced from 4 exons. The record is from RefSeq and is a predicted model, not a curated record.